UAUUUGAUUUGAUUACAGCAUUUACUCUGAACUCAAAGCAUUAAAACAAGAAGAGAUAGGGGGUUAUUAUAAAAUCAGAUGAACUGAAGAGUUGGUUUUUAGGAAUUUAUAGAGCCUUAGAAAGAAAACAGAUUAAAAGAAAAUGAUAACUUUUAUGGAUUCAAAAGAGAAAUUGAAAGAAACAGAAAGAUGUUUAGAUUCACAGUUAUGGCAUGCUUGUGCUGGCAGUAUGAUUCAAAUGCCCUCAGUGAACUCUAGAGUGUUUUAUUUCCCACAAGGGCAUGCAGAACAUGCUGCCGGAAAUGUCGAUUUCCGGGAAAGGAAUAGUCAGUCUAGGGUUCCGCCGUGGAUCCCGUGUCGAGUUGGGGAUGUUAAGUUUAUGGCUGAUGUAGAUACAGAUGAGGUUUAUGCCAAAAUUAGGCUGAUUCCGGUUAGUAGUUCGGGUGAGUUUAGUGGUUUUGAUGAUGAAGAUAGGGGUUCGGAGAAUGGAGGAUCUUCGGACGGGUCCGUUAAACCGACGUCGUUUGCGAAAACGUUAACGCAAUCCGACGCUAAUAACGGUGGCGGGUUUUCCGUUCCGAGGUAUUGCGCGGAGACAAUAUUUCCGAGGCUUGAUUACUCGGCUGACCCGCCGGUUCAGACAAUUUUAGCAAAAGAUGUUCAUGGGGAUACAUGGAAGUUUCGGCAUAUCUAUAGAGGGACUCCACGGCGGCAUUUGCUUACUACCGGAUGGAGUACAUUUGUGAAUCAUAAGAAGCUUGUGGCCGGAGACUCGAUUGUGUUUCUAAGAGCAGAAAAUGGUGAUCUUUGUGUAGGAAUUCGACGGGCUAAAAGAGGAAUUGGUGGUGGGCAGGAAAUAUCAACGGGUUGGAAUCCGGCUGGUGGGAAUUCUAUCAUUCCGUAUGGCGGGUAUUCCCCCAUUUUGAAAAAUGGGAAUGGUGGGGGUUCUGGUGGGAAUUUAAAUGGAAAGGUGAAAAUAGAAGUUGAUUCUGUGAUUCAAGCAGUUAAACAAGCGACGAGUGGACAGCCGUUUGAGGUUGUGUUCUACCCGAGAGCUAGCACACCGGAGUUUUGUGUCAAGGCUGGGCUUGUGAAGAAUGCAAUGCAGAUCCGCUGGUCAGCAGGGAUGAGGUUUAAGAUGCCGUUUGAAACGGAGGAUUCUUCAAGAAUUAGUUGGUUCAUGGGUACAAUUUCUUCCAUUCAGGUUGCUGACCCAAUUCGCUGGCCUGAUUCACCAUGGAGACUUUUACAGGUGACAUGGGAUGAGCCCGAUUUGCUUCAAAAUGUGAAACGGGUCAACCCGUGGCUCGUAGAAUUGGUGUCAACAAUGCCAGCCAUUCAUAUGUCCCCUUUCUCACCACCACGAAAGAAAUGUAGACCAUCCCAACACCCUGAUUACCCAAUGGAAUCCCAAAUCCCAAUCCCAAUUCCCGCACUAUGCGGGCCCCAUUCACACCUCUUCGGUGGGCCCACAACAGGGCCUUUUGGUUAUCAUAUCCCGGAGAAUUUGAACAUUCAUCAUCCUGCUAGCAUACAGGGAGCCAGGCACACACCUCGUUAUGGGUUAUCUCUCUCAGAUAUCCAACUCAAUAACAAGUUCAGUACGGGUAUUUUCCCGACAACCACGAAACCCUCUCACAUUAACCCGUUUCUUAACAAAUCUGCUGGAUCGGAGCCCGUUUCCUGUCUGUUAACCAUUGGGAAUUCAACCACAGCCUCAAAAGAGCCCGAAACGCCUAAAACAUCUCAGCUUGUACUCUUUGGUAAGCCAAUUCUAACUGAGCAACAGAUUUCUCAAAGCGGCAACGCCUCAGGGUCAGGGUCAGGCGGAGAAACAGACCUGAACUCAGAGACGGGCCAUUGCAAGGUUUUCUUGGAAUCAGAAGACGUGGGGAGAACCCUCGACCUGUCGUUGCUCAAUUCGUAUGAAGAACUAUGCAAGAAACUAGCCAACAUGUUCAAGAUAGAAAGCUCUAUAAUGCUAAACCGUGUUCAUUAUUGGGAUACCGCAGGUACCUUAAAACAAAUUGGCGAUAUACCAUUCGGCGAGUUCGCCAAGAGAGCAAGAAGGUUGUCGAUUUUAACAGAUUCGGGCAGUGAAAUCAACGACCAGGGCGUAGAUUCUUGAUUUAUAUAUCUAUAAGAAAUGUACAGCAUCGAUCUCUUUGGUUAUCCUUAAGACAUGUUUUGGUUAAUUUUGUGGUUAUGGAAUUCACUAAGCUAAAUUAAACACAUAAUUCCUGCAAA
Molecule: messenger RNA, 2247 nt
Organism: Erigeron canadensis
Lineage: Eukaryota; Viridiplantae; Streptophyta; Magnoliopsida; Asterales; Asteraceae
Product: auxin response factor 18-like
Exons: 3
Coding region: 143-2128 (661 amino acids)
Biological process (GO): regulation of DNA-templated transcription; response to hormone
Cellular component (GO): nucleus
Molecular function (GO): DNA binding; protein binding
Source: RefSeq, a predicted model, not a curated record